Messenger RNA from Fonsecaea multimorphosa CBS 102226, 1152 nucleotides. RefSeq lists its product as uncharacterized. NCBI's taxonomy places the organism in Eukaryota, Fungi, Ascomycota, Eurotiomycetes, Chaetothyriales, Herpotrichiellaceae. The transcript is spliced from 2 exons. The record is from RefSeq and is a predicted model, not a curated record. Gene Ontology annotation, biological process: lipid metabolic process. Bases 1 to 1152 code for a protein of 383 amino acids. Gene Ontology annotation, molecular function: phosphoric diester hydrolase activity.
AUGGGUGCGAUCUCGAGUAUUUUCGAGGAUACUGGCUCUGGUCAAGGCCGCCUUGAUGACCCUUGCAUAGUCUUCAUAUGUGGCAUUUUGGAGGCCGUCUUCCCUGACGAACUCGACCUCAUCUCCGGUCCGUUCAGAGACAACUUCCUGUCACCGAACAACCCGGCUACGAUAUGGCACAGCGAUCUCGAUGUACUCACGGCAGAUGUACAGCCUUUCAUGUGUCACUCCCACAACGAUUACUGGCGACGAGAACCACUAUACAGCGCGAUCCAUGUGGGAUGCACAGGCGUUGAGGCUGACAUAUGGCUGUUCGGCAAUGAACUAUACGUGGCACACACUGCAUCAGGCAUCCGAAGAAAUAGGACGCUAGAGAAUCUCUAUUUGGAUCCUCUGAAGCAGAUUCUCGAUCACAGAAAUAUUGCUCCUGAUCUUCUGGGUCCGGGCGCCCUGCAUAACACCCAACGCAUCGGCGUCUUUGACACCAAACCUAAGCAGUCCCUUGUUUUGCUGGUGGACUUCAAGAAUAAGCCGGAAGAGGUGUGGAAUCGGUUUCAUGCCCUGCUCGAACCCUUUCGCGACCGAAUGUACCUCACUCAUUUUAACGGAUCUGACUUGGUCAACGGACCUCUGACUGUUGUCGUAUCUGGCCAUGCACCAUUCAGUCGUGUCAUUCAGAACUCAACAUAUAGAGACGUUUUUUACGAUGCACCCCUUCACGAUCUGGCUCCCUUACCAGGAACACCUCCACGGUCUUUUCCAUCAACGGCGCUAAACACCCGUGUGGACGACACCACACCCUCGAUAGACCCACUUUCUCAACCACCAGCUGAUCCGGCAACUAUCUACUCUCCCUACAACUCAUAUUAUGCUUCUACGUCCUUCCGGCACUCGAUCGGCCAUCCCUUUCACUCCUCCCUCACGCAGUCUCAACUCGACAAAAUCCGACGCCAGAUCCGUUCGGCCCACGCCAAGGGCCUGAAGGUCCGAUAUUGGGGUAUUCCCGCUUGGCCCAUCGGACUGAGAGACUACCUGUGGAGAGUGCUGGUGAGGGAAGGAGUGGACUAUCUGAGCGUUGACGACAUUGAGGAUGUACGAUGGAAAGACUGGGGGCCUAGAAAAGGUGGCUGGGGAAAGAAAUGGUGGAGGUGA